Cydia pomonella (codling moth) is the source of this 3368-nucleotide messenger RNA. Its product is annotated as putative ferric-chelate reductase 1 homolog. NCBI's taxonomy places the organism in Eukaryota, Metazoa, Arthropoda, Insecta, Lepidoptera, Tortricidae. Gene Ontology annotation, molecular function: oxidoreductase activity, acting on metal ions. The record is from RefSeq and is a predicted model, not a curated record. Bases 385 to 2304 code for a protein of 639 amino acids. The transcript has 13 exons.
ACUCAGUUACGCUAACCCAUUGGAGCAAGUUGGACGUUGGUUGAGUCGAAACAAGUAAUUCGGAAUUCAAAGUUUAUUUAACAAUACCAAAGUCGUGUUUAGAUUUUAGUUAUUAUAAACUGAAGAGGUUAUAAGUGAACUAAUUUAGUAUUUUCAAAUUAUUCUGAUUGGAAUCUUAUUGUUUGCAGUUUUUACUGUAGUUUAACUAAAAAGUGCAGUGCGGCACGGCACCCAGUGUUCUGUGUGAAAAUUUGUGGCAUUUUAUGUGAUUUAUAAAAUUCGGGUUACGAACAGUGUUUUGAAACUGUUUUGUAUUUGGUAGUUUACUACGCUUGAAUACUAAGGAGCUGCGUCGCCCGACCGGUUUUUCGUAAAAAGUGAAAGAUGCUACCUCGGAAAAGGAACAGGGGUCUGCUAGCGCUGGCGUUGAUGCUGCUCGUACAGUCUUCUGAACAACAUGGCUCUGGAGCACCUCCUGGGUCAUGCUUAGACCAACUCCCUCGGCAUCCUGACAUCGAGCCCCAGACCUCCGUUCCACCCUAUGUGGUAGUGACGUCUUCGUCCCAAGUCCGACAGGGAGAUAAGCUCAGUGUCACGAUUGGCAGCCAGCCUGGUGCGCCCGUGCCUAUUGGCGGCUUCAUACUGCAAGCCAGACAAGUACAGAACCCCGACACUAUCGUGGGCAAGUUCCUGACAGUCCCCGAUCCUGAGGAUACGCAGAUCAUCAGCUGCCGCGGCGACAACGACACUGUAACGCACUCCAACCCUAAGGAUAAGCCGGCGCAGACUUUCCUGUGGCAAGCGCCCACUGACUUCCUUGGAGGAAUCGAGUUCAGAGCAACAGUAGCACAAAGCUACGCGACCUUUUGGAAGAAUGUGGAAUCACCAGUGGUGGAAGUGGUUACCCCUGAUACCGUGGUCACCACUACGACUGCGCCUGCCACCACUCAGAGACCCACCGUGGGUCCUCCUGCGGUUAUGGAGUCUAAGCCAAAAGCAGUUCCUAUCCAACUCGACACCAUCUACCAGGGUUGCGCCGACACUAAGCUCUGCUACGGCGUGCCCCAGAACUGCCUCAACGCCGGCAACUGCAAGGCCAUCGUGGCCAUCUUCGUCGCUGGCGAUAAAUACACCUUCGAGAUCCAGGGAACGGACAACCCUAAAUACGUCGCUGCUGCUCUGAGCAUGGACAACAAGAUGGGAGACGACAGUGCCAUGGAAUGCGUCAGGAACGACAACGGAAGAGUCAGUCUCUUCACAUCCUGGACUUACCCUAAAGUGGAGCCCUUCGUGCGAAGAUCUGACUCCCCUCAGGAUAUUGUUCAGCUUUUAGAGUCUUCUGUGAUCGAUGGGAAGCUUUACUGCAAGUUCACGAGAGAUGUGGAAUCUAAAGUUAUGGGACAGACGUUCAAUUUGGCUGCGACGAAGUACAACUUGAUGGUGGUUUCUGGAGAUAGUAUGAAAGACGCCGAGCGAGUAGGCUUCCACAGCCUCGCGUACGAGUCGACGGGCGAGCCGCUCGCCCUGUCCAGUGUGGGCGCGGCCGCAGGAGCCUCCAAGCUGCUGCUCAAGUUGCACGGAAGCUUCAUGAUCGCCGCCUGGCUGGGAAGCGCUUCACUGGGCAUUUUACUGGCACGGUAUUUCAGACAAACGUGGGUCGGAAAGCAACUAGGUGGAAAGGACAUUUGGUUCGCCUACCACCGAAUGCUGAUGGUGCUGACGUGGCUGCUGACCGUGACAGGCUUCAUCCUAAUCCUCGUGGAGGUCGGCGGGUGGUCCACUACAGGAGACAACCCUCAUGCAAUUACCGGCAUCGUUACGGUUGUGCUGUGCUUUAUACAGCCCAUUGGUGCUUAUUUCAGGCCACACCCUGGAACUAAGAAGAGGCCUAUCUUCAACUGGGUGCACUGGCUGUUUGGCAACGCCGCGCACAUUUUAGGCAUCGCAACAAUCUUCCUGGCGGUCUACCUUCAGAAGGCGGAGCUGCCUCCGUGGAGCGUGUUCGUACUGGCGGCCUUCGUUGCUUUCCACGUCAUCAUGCAUGUCGUUCUUUCCCUAACUGUGUGCGUGUCAGAGGGCAAGAUCAGCCGCAGUCCCGUUAACGUGUUCCCUAUGAAGGACAUGAUGGGACAGCAGCGGCAGGCCUCGCAGGUCGACAGGAGCAUCGACGCACCGUUCUCCAGCUUCCGACGACUACUCCUCGGCAUCUACGCGCCCAUUAUCCUCAUAUUCGUCGUGGCCAUGAUUUGCCUAGUCGCCCUCGCGCCCAUCGGGGACACCUACAACACCAUCAUGGGAGCUUGAACCUUAAAACUUUAUUCAUAAGAUUAGUUUUAAGUUGAAAAUGUAAAGCACACUUAGGUCUUUUCACAAUUCAGCUUAAAGUACACUUUCAAUUUUGAACCUACCUUGAAACUUGGUUUUAGGUUAAAAAUGAUAAACAGGUAGGUACUUAGAACUUUUCCAAAGUGAUAUCCGUUGAUUUUUAUGUUCCGCCGCUGAGUUCCAAUAUUUUUGAAUGUGGUUGUAGAUUUUGAAAUAUUAUUAAGAUAUGUAGUUACUUGCUCAGUAAUGAAUCCGUCCUUAAAUAAAAUUCAAUAUUAGAUAUAGGUAUAUUAUAAAACUUUGGAACAUUUAAAUCUAUAUAAAAUUUCCACAACUCUCUUGUUGGUUUAGUAAGAAAUUAUUUAAACUUUUUAUUUAUUUAAAUAUUCAACAAUGCAUUUCAUAGUUGUGAGAAUGUUUGACGAAGUUCAUUGAUAUAAUAUUGUAUUUUCAUCCCAAUUUGUAAUUAUAUAGUCAGUGAAGUAGUAUUUCUUAAAAUUAUGACUACUAGUGUUUACAUUUUUCACGAAAAUAUAAACAGUGUUUAAAAAUAAUGUUAAAUUUUUAUCGUUUUUAGAGCAGAUUUUACUCUUGAAUAUUAAUUUAUAUGGUGCAAUUUGAAUCUCUUAUAGUUGAAUAAGUAACGCAUAUAGUUAUAUUAAUUAAAUGUCACUUUCCUAAUAAAUCUCUUAUAUUAAAUGUGUAAUAUACAAACAACCACAGAUUAUUUUAGCAUUUAUAAACUUUAAUUUAUUUCUUUUACACUAAUUAUCUUCCUUAUAUUUAAUUAAGUACUCCAUAACCCUUCUUUCCUUUCUAAAAUCCCUUGUUCUUCUUAAAAUGUUAAUUUCCUCAACAUACAAGGUGGAUUUUUUUAUGAAAUUAUACAAAACUGACACUGCCAUUUUGCGUAAGUGACCAAUUUUUUUUAUUAGUCAUUUUCAUACAAGUUUUAUUCUCCAACACUAUACAAUAGAUUUUUGAUUGAUAUAUAUUGUAAAUAUUUGUUUAUAGAAAAUAAAACAAAAAGUAAAAUGCAUAAA